Molecule: messenger RNA, 402 nt
Organism: Solanum dulcamara
Lineage: Eukaryota; Viridiplantae; Streptophyta; Magnoliopsida; Solanales; Solanaceae
Product: glycine-rich cell wall structural protein 1-like
Exons: 1
Coding region: 1-402 (133 amino acids)
Source: RefSeq, a predicted model, not a curated record
AUGGAGGGAGUACUCAUUUUAGGGAUCAUAUUGGGCGUUCUUAUGAUACCCAUUUCGGUCAUUUUGUACAAACUAUGCCGCCGCAUGCACGAUAAGGAUAAGGAUAAGGAUAAAGGAGGAGACGAUUUGGAAAUAGGUAGUGGCGCCCGCGUAUUAAGAGACGGGAAUAUGGUUGUUUUGGCCGGAGCCGGAGCAGCUGCCGUCGCCGGUGGUGUAGCUGCAGCGGCAGUGGUUGGUAGCGGUGAUAGGGACAAGGAUAAUAAUAAUAACAACAGUGGUGGUGGUGCAGAAACUGGAACCAACACUGCUAUAGAUGCUGGUACGUCCCAGGGUUGUUGUUGCGGUGCAGGCGGGGAUUGCGGUGGAGGUGGUUGCGGUGGUUGUGGUGGUUGCGGCGGUUAA